ACGGGCACGGCUUCCCGUUCCCGAGCCCCGACUGACACCGCCACGAACGAACCUGGAAGCUAGUGUUUUUAAACUCGGACCCCUCCGCUUCGUCGUCUCCAUCGCCGCUGGGUGAGCUCUCCACGCCGGCCGCCGUCCUCCUCUAUCCUCCGUUGGGCUGCGUAGCGAGCCACGCCCGGUGCUGCGGUGGAGAUGAUGCUGAGCGGGCACGGCGGCGGGAGGCGCCUGUUCACGGCGUCGCAGUGGCAGGAGCUGGAGCACCAGGCGCUCAUCUACAAGUACAUGGCGUCCGGCGCGCCCGUGCCGCACGACCUCGUCCUGCCGCUCCGCCUCGCCACCGGCGUCGACACGGCCCCGUCCCUCGCCUUCCCGCCCCAGACCUCGCCGUCCCUGGGGUACUGGGGCUGCUACGGCGCGGGCGCGCCGUUCGGGCGCAAGGCGGAGGACCCGGAGCCCGGGCGGUGCCGGCGGACGGACGGCAAGAAGUGGCGCUGCUCCAGGGAGGCCCACGGCGACUCCAAGUACUGCGAGAAGCACAUCCACCGCGGCAAGAGCCGUUCAAGAAAGCCUGUGGAAGCGGUGGCAUCCUCCGCCACCGCCGGCUACCGCCCGUCCGCGCUCUCCAUCUCGCCGCCCCGCGCGCCCGACGCCGCGCCCGGCUUCGGCCACCACCAGCAGCAACCCCAUCACGGCGCCUCCUCCGCUCGCGCCCCCGCGCACCAGGCCGCCGCCGGGGCCCCUCUCCAGCUCCACCUCGACGCCAGCCUCCACGCGGCGUCGCCGCCGCCGUCCUACCACAGGUACGCCCACGCUCACUACGCGCCGCCGCCGCCCUUCCCGGGCGGCUACGGCCACGCGCAGGCCAAGGAGCUUCAGGACGCGGAGCUCAGGCGGCGGCACUACCUCGCGCUCGGGGCCGACCUGAGCCUCGACAAGCCGCCUGCCGCCGCAGCCGGCGGCCAGGACGCCGCCGCUGGCGCUGAGAAGCCGCUGCGGCUCUUCUUCGACGAGUGGCCGCGGGAGGGCGGCGACGCGAGGCCGUGGACGGUGGGGGCGGAGGACGCGACGCAGCUCUCCAUCUCCAUCCCCGCGGCUUCCCCCUCCGACCUCGCCGCCGCCGCCGCUCGAUACCACAACGGGGAGUGACGAUGCAUUCCAUAGCUUCAAAGCCUGCACCAAAAACAGCGAGGAGUGUCCGGUGCAUGCCGCCGCCUCUGCGUGUUCCCGUGCUCAGCAGCAUGGAGAAGGGCAUGCAGCGCAGCUCGGUCUGAAUCUGAAGCCUGAACCAAGUCAAGUUGUACCAGGAGUCUAGCUAGCCCUAUGUUUUGAUCAUCCUUGUUCUUUCACUUGUCUGUUGUCUGUAGUAUCAGAUGUUAGUUUGUUGUUGUCUGUGUAACAUUUUCGUUUCAAGAGGCCAAGAGCUCAAGUGCCGUGAGAGGUUGCUUCUA
Molecule: messenger RNA, 1448 nt
Organism: Panicum virgatum (switchgrass)
Lineage: Eukaryota; Viridiplantae; Streptophyta; Magnoliopsida; Poales; Poaceae
Product: growth-regulating factor 2-like
Exons: 3
Coding region: 193-1146 (317 amino acids)
Biological process (GO): regulation of DNA-templated transcription; DNA-templated transcription; developmental process
Cellular component (GO): nucleus
Molecular function (GO): ATP binding
Source: RefSeq, a predicted model, not a curated record